AAUUAUUGAAUUGCAGUAUGUAACAUUAAGUUGCAGUUUGCACAUAAAAAAAACCUGCUUUUGUUUUUAUUAAAUGGAACACACUUCAAGCGUGUUAACCAGUAAGUGACACAAAUGUUUCACUUGCAGGAACAACAGUAAUUUAUUUAUUAUUUUAUUUCUGUAUUUUAUAUAUUAAGAAGACGUCAAAUAUAUUAACAACAUAAUAUAACAAAUUUAAAUACAAUAUAUAUUAAUUAAAAUUUUUCUGCUACACAUUAAAUCUGAUAACAAAAAAGGAUCUUGAAUUAUGUCAUACAUGAAUCAACAAAAUCAGGAAAACAAAUAUGGUCAACUUGCUCGUAAAUUAUUGAAGAUAGCUACAAUGUCUGGCAGUAAAGUCGUAUUUCGUCGUGCCGAUCAACCUUCAGAUACAGUUACCGAGCUUUUACAUGAAAUUGGCACCACGGAUAGGGCAAUUGGGGAUGUUACAGCCGAAGUGAUGUUAACUACAUUAGGUAAAAUUCCAAGUGAAAUGUAUUAUUUAGAAGAUACAACUUGCAGUGCAAAAUUAACAACGCCUAAAAGCAGUUUGCAACAAACACACGCGUAUGGACACGCUGUUGCAGCAACAGAGGAAACAAUAAGAAAUGGCAACGAACACGGUAGCCAUUCGUCUAUAUUAAUUAUUUUAUUAAUUACACUUCUGGUAAUACUGUUGUUAUGUUGCAUAAGCGCAUGUCUCAUAACUAAAACAAAAAGAAGAAACAAUUUCUUUGGAAGAUCUGACACAGAAUGCGACCCAAGAUGUAGCGGUAUAAAUCAGCCUCUAUUAGAUAAAAUUUCAGAUUGUACAAAUAAAACGAGCAUUAGUUCUCUGAGAAACUAAAGAUAAAGAACAUGGUAUGAGCCUAUAUUAAAGUUACAUUUCUUUAUUGAACAAAGUACUAUUUUAAAUUCCAAUGCUAUACAACAUGAUAAUGCACAUAUACUACAUUGAAAUACAUAUAAAUACAUAGCAUGAUGAAACAGCAUAUAAAA
Megachile rotundata (alfalfa leafcutting bee) is the source of this 1020-nucleotide messenger RNA. RefSeq lists its product as uncharacterized. NCBI's taxonomy places the organism in Eukaryota, Metazoa, Arthropoda, Insecta, Hymenoptera, Megachilidae. The record is from RefSeq and is a predicted model, not a curated record.